AUGAUUUUUUACAUACUUCCCUCUCAUACCUUGAGCUAUAUUAGCGAAUUAUAUCCACAUCACUAUACUUACCUAUCUGGCCUGACAGAUAUGGGAGGUGGCCAUUCCUACUUAUACAUAGAUCUUGAUAAGCAUGGAGAAAAAUACCAUCAUAAUCACUAUAAUAUUAAAUUUCAGGAAUCAAAUUUUUCUAAUGAUUAUGAGGUAAAAAAGUAUACGAUUGAGUUUAUAGGGGACUACAAAACCUACUCGUGGUUGAACAGAGAUCGCUAUUAUUUAUAUUUAAGAUUUGAACAGGGAAAGGAUCCCUUUUUCACUUACUAUGUCAGCAGAGCUCAUCAUGUACUCAAAGGGGUCGAGUUUUAUUACUCAAAACAGCACCGCACGUUUCCACUAAUUAUUGGUUUUGUGACAUCCGAUGCCAGACAGUACUAUUCUCUGUUCUAUUUGACUAGGAUUAAAUCUUCUUAUGGAUUCCCUCCAGAACAUUUUUCUUCAUACGAAGUAAGCAGUAAGCUAAUCGAGGAAGAUAAUAUUAGUAACAGAAUAAAGCUUAUAUUGGAGCCUCAUAAAAACCAAAAUUACAGACUUCAGACUUCUAGGCCAACCCGUGACUUUAAGAAAUACUCAUAUACUCCCAAGCCUAGGAAUAUCAAUGAGAGCUUUGCAGUCUCCAAAGAAGUUCUGUUUUGGUUGGACAGAAACAUCGACUACAGUUUUUUGUAUCCUUAUAACUUAAAAUACUUUGAUUCCAUCAAUGUGUACUACUCUAAUGCCAACACUGCCCUUUUUGUUCUGUUAAUUAACAAUGCCUCCAAAACUGGCUUCUCCCGAAAGGAUAAAAAUGGUUUUUGGUGGCAGCGAAUAGAUGGUGUGGAUGAAAAUUCCCUCGAUAGAAGAAUCAAGGAAGCACUGUCUGAUUACGUCAAAAACACUAGCUUUCUUUUCAUUCUUGAUAGGAAGGUCGGAUACAAUAAUGUUACUGUCUAUGGUGAAGACUUAUUAGCCAAGUACUACACAAUUUAUAACCAUCAUCCCAUUAAACAGGCAAGUGCUUCCAAUCCUAUUUUACUUUUAAAUGGAGACAAAAUUAAAGUGACCAAUGAUAAAACUUACAGUAGAGUCGACGGUAUCACUACUUAUUUCUUGAAAAAUAAGGACGGCCUUGAAGACACAACACCUUUCUUAAUCGUUGUCGAGGAGUUUGUAGGUGGAAGUGCCCAAUUUACUUAUUACUCUAAGAAUAGUUAUGAGGAAGAAAACUGGAUAAAGUUGCCUGUGAGCGACGAGAUUGACGAAGUACUGAGGAAAAUAGGUUCAACUCCACCUAUCACCGAGAGGUUUUAUAGACUUCGUAAUCAGGCUUUUUUUCAAAUAAAAAAUCUAAAGAUUCAGCCAACUAUAAAACCUGAUGUCGUGUCAGGAAGAGAUGGUAGUUAUUCCAGUAAACCUCCACCUGGUGCAUUACCCAGAUCAUCUGAUGGUCGUGGUGGUUCGAGUAGUCAACUUACUAGGGUCCAACGUCCUCGUCCUAGGCCUCGUCCUGCUCCUCGACCUACUAUACAACCAGCUAAGGAAACUCCUCCCGAACCAGGUUCAGUUCAACGUCUGGAAGUUCCAGUUGAGUCUAAAUAUGAAAAGGCCCAUGCUCCUGAAGAGGCUUCGGCUCGCAAGGCUUCUCCAAGUCCUUCACGAGCCACAUCUUCUUCGACAUCUACAUUAACUCAAUCAAGACAAUCCGGCACAAAUGAUUUGAGAACGUCUGGCCAUACUGAGUCAGGGUCAUCUGUUUCAACUGGCCAAGGACAUGAGGCUAAAGCCAAGUCUCCACAGCUUCCGACUCAAAAGGCUCAGGAUUUGCCUGCACCUCCUUCACCACCAGCGACUCCCCCUAGAGCACAUGUACAAACUGCUGCACCUUCACAUGGAGGACAUACUGAUCUCAGAGGAGAGAAGGGAACUAGAUCACAUGACACACAUACACAAUAUGAGGAACCCCCUGGACUAAGGGUUGAUCAAGAAACCCAUAGUUCGGUUGAAAAUAGACUCAUCGAUCAGUCGCUUACUCGUUCUAGUUCCCCUCUAAAACCUCUAUCAGAAAAACAAACUCAUGAUAAACAAAAAGACGAUGACCAGACCGCUACAAACAUUAAAAUUGUCGGUGGUGUUGCAACCACUGCAAUUGGAGCCGGCUCCAUUGGCGCUGGAGGUUAUUACGCCAAUGGAGUCAUUAGCCUUAUGCAAUGGCUCGUCUGA
This is a messenger RNA of Theileria orientalis strain Shintoku, 2256 nucleotides long. RefSeq lists its product as hypothetical. The coding region runs from base 1 to 2256 and encodes 751 amino acids. The transcript has 2 exons. Lineage: Eukaryota; Apicomplexa; Aconoidasida; Piroplasmida; Theileriidae. The record is from RefSeq and is a predicted model, not a curated record.